CAACGUAGAAACUCUCACAACAGGAAGCAAAGAUUAUAUAAAGCUUUCUCGUCGGGACUACGUUGUUUGUUACUUUGCAAGAGCAAAGUCCGAAAUAUAUACACAUUUACUCCCCUCCAUUUUCGAUACCAGUUGCCGUCAACAUGACUUCGUUAAUCCAGGCAUUGAAGACCCCUCUUGCCCUUCGUUCUGUUGGUUUCAUUAAAAGGAGCUUGGCCUCCACUACCAACCCAACUACAUCGUCAAUCCCUGCACCCCAACAUGAGAAGCAAGGAGCAUCUACUGGCUAUUGUUUCGAGCUUACGCCAGAACAGCGUGAAGUUCAAGAGCUGGCCAGGAAGUUUGCUCGUGAAGAUGUCAUCCCUGUUGCAGCCCAUCACGAUAGAACUGGAGAGUACCCAUGGGAGCUUAUUAAGAAAGCUCACAGUCUGGGACUCAUGAAUGGUCACAUUGAUGCUGAAUUCGGUGGCAUGGGACUGAGCAAUUUUGAAGGAUGCCUCAUUGCUGAAGAACUUUCAUAUGGUUGCACUGGUAUUGGAACUGCAAUUGAAGCCAACGGUCUUGGGCAAUCCCCAGUAAUCUUGGCUGGAAACAAGGAACAGAAGAAGAAGUACUUGGGUCGCAUGGUUGAGGAACCCCUCAUGUGUGCUUACGGUGUCACCGAACCUGGAGCAGGAUCAGAUGUCGCCAAUAUCAGAACCAAGGCGGAAAAGAAGGGCGAUCAUUACGUUUUGAAUGGACAGAAAAUGUGGAUCACCAAUGGCGGUCACGCAAAUUGGUAUUUCGUCUUGGCCCGCACAAAUCCCGAUCCUAAAGCCCCACCUCAUAAAGCUCUGACUGGUUUCAUCGUCGACCGUGAUACACCCGGACUCACUCCCGGCCGAAAGGAAAUCAAUAUGGGCCAAAGAGCUUCCGAUACCCGGGGAAUCACAUUCGAAGACGUUUUAGUACCCAAAGAGAAUGUUCUGAUUGGUGAAGGUGCCGGUUUUAAAAUCGCUAUGGGCGCUUUCGACCAGACCCGCCCUCCGGUGGCUGCUGGUGCCGUUGGUUUGGCUCAACGAGCUUACGAUGAAGCCAUGAAAUAUGCCAUGGAGCGAAAGACUUUCGGCGUCCCCAUUUUUAAACACCAGGCUGUGGCUUUCAUGUUGGCUGACAUGGCCAUCGGUAUCGAGACAUCUCGUCUCGCUUGGAUGAGGGCUUCCUGGGAAAUUGAUCAAGGAAGGCGAAACACCUAUUACGCUUCCAUCGCCAAGGCUCUGGCUGGUGAUGUGGCCAACAAAUGUGCCACCGACGCUGUCCAGAUUUUUGGUGGCAAUGGUUUCAAUUCCGAGUAUCCCGUUGAAAAACUCAUGAGAGAUGCCAAGAUUUAUCAAAUUUAUGAAGGAACUGCCCAAAUCCAGCGCGUUAUUAUCUCCAAAGAAAUCGUUUCUCGUUUCACUGCUUAAAGAAAAGAAAAUUAGAAAUCUUUUUAUCGUGAAACUUUUUUAAAAAUUCAAUCUCAUCUAUCGAUCUGAGCUCAUCCGAAUAAUAAAGGUUUAAAAGACCUAAAAAAAAACGAAAAAUCGAUACAAUGCAAUUAGUUUUUAAGUGAACAUUUAUAUUUCUGCAAUACAAGAAGUUCAGCACA
Daphnia pulicaria is the source of this 1627-nucleotide messenger RNA. It is a transcript of the gene Mcad, whose product is annotated as probable medium-chain specific acyl-CoA dehydrogenase, mitochondrial. Gene Ontology annotation, biological process: medium-chain fatty acid catabolic process; fatty acid beta-oxidation. The transcript is spliced from 9 exons. The coding region runs from base 144 to 1445 and encodes 433 amino acids. Lineage: Eukaryota; Metazoa; Arthropoda; Branchiopoda; Diplostraca; Daphniidae. Gene Ontology annotation, cellular component: mitochondrion. Gene Ontology annotation, molecular function: medium-chain fatty acyl-CoA dehydrogenase activity; flavin adenine dinucleotide binding. The record is from RefSeq and is a predicted model, not a curated record.